UGAGAGAUGAAAAUACUUACACUAAAUACAGUCCAAAUAAUAUAAUUUAGUACUGGACCAAAGUUGACUAAAGUGAAUAUGCGCAUUAGUUAUAAGAAAGAAGAAACUGUUUCCCUACGAUCUGGUUACCAUCGUUUGUUUAAUCAAUUGAAGGCUCAAGGGCACCACUGUGUUCAUCAUAGCAAAGCUCCGACAAUAACUAAAACAAAAGCGCUCAAAAAUAUUUUCCAUUAUGAACGACUGUGAGAUUGAAUGCUUGAAAACUGAAUUGGAGCAUGAGAAAACUUGCAGAGAAUCAGCAGCAUGGCAGAAUGGGGAACUGGAGAAGCAAAUAGUCUCGAUACAGGACGAACUCCGCAAGACCGACUAUACUUGGGACCAUGAUGAUGACUUGAUGAAGGAGAGCGCGAGGCAUAAGGUGUUCCAGGAUACUAUAGAGACGCUGAGGGAACAAUUACCAGCAUUGAAGGAGAAGAUCAAAAAAGCUAAGAUCUGUGGAGCAGAUUGUAAAUUAAAGCACGAUGAUCUGAAUAUUAACCUGGAUAUUCUUACACCGGCAGAAUUACUGAGAACGGUCAAGAGAUUUGAGCGUCUCAAAACCGACUUGAUAAGCACCCUGCGAAGUAAAGAGUGGCGCUUAGACUCGGAAUCUAAGUUGUUCGUGAGAGUGAACGACCAAAGAACCUACUUGCAGAACGAGCUAUUGAUAAGCCAGAAUAAUAUCUUGAGACUGCAGAAGAAUAGCAGCUACUGGCAAAACGUCGCCAGAAAGAGCGACGAGCGAGUGCUGGACCCAAAGCGAGGACCUAUAAAGAAGAUGAUCGGCAACGAGCGACUCGCCCCUAUCGCUACCUAAUGCAAUUAUUAUUAACGCACUUGUAGAGUUUAUUUUCUUACAAAUACUUAGUAUUAAUCUAGAUGCUAGAUGUACCUGUGUGUAUCUUUUUAGGGUGGUUAAAGAAAAGUAGAAGUCGGCAGGCAGUGCAACAAGUAGACUACUUCAUCAAAGCAAUAAAAUAAGAAUUACGUUUGUAGAUCCUAUUUAAGUUAAAAAAAAACAAAAAGGAGUUUAAUUAUGCAUCAGGGACACCAUUAAUUAAGGACGUACGAAAGUAUUUACUCUUAGUUUUCAUGACCCGCGAAAUGGGAAUGUAUUAUUUAUUAGGUUUUAUAAUAGUUAUUCAGGCACUUACUAAUGCUAUUUUAGUCACAAAGCUACUGUAACAGUAUAUAUAUUUAACUGUCAGAUCUGAUGAUGAUCAGAUUCUUCUACGUAUAUUCGUCUGAAUAACUACUGAGGGAAGCACCAAACGCAAACCAAUCGAAUGUCUUUGGAAUACGAUUGCCCUUAUAUUAGUAGCAGAAUGCCCGAUAUGUUAAAGCUGCUAUUGUGAUCAUAUUGCGAUUCAACUUCUAUUCGAUUUUGACAUUAUUAACUUAGGAGAAUCGGGCCGCAGCAGCGCUAUGAUGGCAACGAAAGCAUAAGUUGCCACUGCCAUUAGUUAAAUCUGUCUAGUUAUAAAGCAAUCAAUGAAUUUACACUCUAGUUUCUUAGAUUCAUAGACGGCAAGCAAGAACUUAAAUUGAUUUUUACAGCUUUUUCCUCUUGUUAAGAGUAUUUUUGAACGUUAAAGUCAUUGUAAUAAUUAUAACUGGAUACUCAAGAUUUGUUUCAUAAUGGCAACUACCAGAUCAAUUCAUGAUUUAAAUGCAGUUUUUACUUUUCUUAUAUUUCUGGUAGAAUGUAAAAUAUUUAGAUAAAAAUAAAGGGAAUAUAUUCACAAACAUUUUUGUUAAGUAAUUAACACGUAGACUAAAAUAAAAAGUAGAAAAUUAA
Molecule: messenger RNA, 1837 nt
Organism: Helicoverpa zea (corn earworm)
Lineage: Eukaryota; Metazoa; Arthropoda; Insecta; Lepidoptera; Noctuidae
Exons: 6
Coding region: 233-856 (207 amino acids)
Source: RefSeq, a predicted model, not a curated record